GAAACCAGUUUUGAAAAGAUUGAUUUUAAUUCAGCUUGCUCUUUUUAAAAAGAAGCUUAGUUCCAAACAUAUGAAAGGUGGAAAAUUGUCCAUAUUUUUCAUUUUUCAGUUGCGAUUCAGAAGAUCUAUGUAACGCCUCACCCUUCAUCGCCAACCACCACCCUGAAAAACAGCCGGUCUACUCGCCGGAAAUUUUGGCCAUCUUGCGGACAACUAUGGCACGCACCUCAAUGCACUGCUUACUAAUCACACUUCUUCCCGCGCUGGUAACACUUUUUUCAUUCGUUGGAUUAGCUGAAGCUUCCAUACACAACUACAAUCGGGAUCCGUUUAGAGAGGUCGGCAAUGCCUACCUCGCAUCCGGAGGAAGCGAAGGCCUCGCCGCCACCUUCUCCGUCCCUAAGCCACGUCAUGCAUUUCGCUCCGAAGUCCACGACGGACUCUCCUACAUCAGAUUUGAAAAUCUCACAUUUUGGAGGAGUAAAGAAAUCGCGGAACAAGAUGUGGCAUACAAUAGUGGUUUGAUACAGAUAAUCAUUUUUGAGGCAGCAGACCGUGAUAAUAUUGGUGGUUCACCUUAUGGUGGGCAAAGGUCAAUUUGUUGUACCCCUGAUCUUGCUAAGAUGGAAGGCUGCAAACAAGGAGAAGUGAUUAGGACACCUUCGGCAACCGAUAUUAACUGGCCGGUGGUGUUGAAUGUAAAGUUUAAAGGAAAACAGUUAUCUGCCCGCAUGAAAAACAGGGAGGUUUAUAUAAAAAAGACUGGGAUGUACAACUUAUUCUUCAUCUCAUGUGAUCCAUAUCUCAAAGGAAUGAAAGUAACUGGAAAAACAGUGUGGAAAAACCCAGAUGGCUUCUUACCUGGUAGAAUGUCACCCCUCAUGAAAUUCUAUUCCAUUAUGUCUCUAGCAUAUGUUAUCUUAAGUUCCAUCUGGUUUCUGCAAUAUGUGAGAUACUGGAAGGAUGUUUUGCCACUUCAACACUGCAUUGCUACUGUUAUUGCUCUCGGACUAUUUGAGAUGUUAUUUUGGUAUCUUGACUAUGCUUACUUCAAUAACACUGGAUCAAGGCCCGUAGGCCUCACAUCUUGGGUUGUGACAAUUGGAGCAAUAAGAAGAACUGUUUCACGCAUCCUUAUUCUUUCCAUCUCGAUGGGUUAUGGUGUUGUACGGCCCACACUUGGUGGUCUUACAAUUAAGGUGCUGCUUAUUGGCAUCACUUAUUUGUUGGCAUCUGAGCUACUAAAUAUUACCGAGUAUGUGGGGACUAUAAAUGAUGUAGCGGGAAGAGCUAUGGUCUUUUUGGUCCUUCCUAAUGCACUUCUGGAUGCUUUUUUGAUUUUGUGGGUUUUUACAUCUCUUUCUAGGACACUUGAGCAGCUGCAGGCAAAGAGAAGUUCUGUGAAGUUGGACUUAUAUAGGCAAUUCUCAAAUGCAUUAGCUGUUACUGUUAUUGCUUCAGUUGCUUGGAUAGGGUAUGAGGUUUACUUCAAAGCAACAGAUCCCUUCAACGAGAGGUGGCAGAGUGCCUGGAUCAUCACUGCAUUCUGGGACAUUCUUGCAUUUGCACUACUGUGUGUCAUCUGCUUCCUUUGGGCACCUUCACAGAGCUCCCAAAGGUAUGCAUACUCAGAUGGGAAAGGAGAAAACAGUGAUGACGAAGAAACAGAAUCCUUGUGUAAAGAGAGUCCUAUAGGAGGCGAUAUCAGUUUAACCAAAAUGGGGAGGAAGGAAGGGACGGAAACUUGUGACCUGGAAGGUGAAGCAGAAGAUGAUGAUGAUGGUGAUGAUAGUGGUGGAAAGAGGGAAUGAGUACAAAGUUGCCAGUUGCCACAUUGUACAUUGUCAAAAAAAAGGUGUUGUCCCACAGAUCAUUAAAUUUUGGAGAAAUGAGGAGAUCUGGAACAGAUAUGUACUGUAUUUAUCUGGCCAUAUGUAAAAGGAUCUUCAUUUACUAAAUGAAAUUUAUUGGACUUGUUUAACGUUACACGCACAUGGAC
Cuscuta epithymum is the source of this 1999-nucleotide messenger RNA. Lineage: Eukaryota; Viridiplantae; Streptophyta; Magnoliopsida; Solanales; Convolvulaceae. The record is from the annotation of a GenBank genome assembly.